GUUUGGACAUGUAUCAUCAUAAUUUACAUCAAAGGGAUUUGAUGAUGGUUUUUCCGUGUAUGGAAAGGCUCCAGUAGCCUACCAAGAAAAGGAUAUCACAGGUAAGAGAAACUCAAAAUCUAUUAAUCGGGUCCAAAUUUUUUAUCAAUUAUAUAUGCCAAAUAAAAUACCACAGGAUAUUGAUAAUAUUGCAUGCCAUAUCCCAUGCCAUGAUGUUGAGCAUGAACUUGUGGGGAGGCAAAUGAGAAGCCUCCAGAGAAAAGGUCCUGCCAAUGGUUAAGACUCUUAUGACUGUAGACACCAAAGAGUAAAUCCAAUAUAAACUAAAAGAAAAGUGUUUGUUACCUCAGGAAGUACACUUCUUACACUAGAUUUUGUCUCUUCUUGAUGAUCUCCAUAAGCAUAAUUUGUGAUAGCUAGUGUUGACUGUUCCAUAGAGGUAUCUGAUGGUUCCUUAGGUGGUGAAGAUUUUGAGAUGAAUGGCGAGGAGCUUACCGAGGAGCAGCUCGCUAAGAUUAGAAACAAGAAAGCUGUGCUCAUUCGAGAGCACAGGCUCAAGAAGACUGUUGCUCAGAACAGAUCAACCGUUCCUAGGAAGUUUGAUAAAGACAAGAAGUACACGACCGAGAGAAUGGGGAGGGAGCCGUCUUCUCUGGGGCUGGAUCCAUCUGCUGCGGUGGACCGUGCGAGGAGCAAGUCGAGAGGGAGGAAGAGGGACCGGUCUGGAAGAUGCGAUGGAUGUGGAUGAUGAGGAAGAGGGGAACAAGAAGAUGCGCGUGAGGUCGAAGUCGAGGCCGCCUGCAGCUCAUGAGGUUGUGCCUGGCGAUGGGUUUAAAGAUUCUACUCAGAAGAAGGCGGCGCUUAAGAUUAGCAACAGCUCUCACAAGAAGAGGGAUAAGAAUGCUAAACGUGGUGAGGCUGAUAGAGUUAUACCGACUCUGAGGCCAAAGCACUUGUUCUCGGGGAAGAGAGGGAAAGGAAAAACAGACAGGCGUUGAUGAAACCAGACAAGGGAAAACAGAUGAUGCUGGAUCGAUUGAAGAACAUGUCUCAAGUUUUCGAUUAUGCUUUAGUUUUGUUUAUUAUUAUUAUAUGUUAUGCGUCUUUUGUGGUUUAUCUACAGACAUUAUAUGAAACAUCAUUGUAGCUUCUUGUGCGAGCAUUGUGUUUCAAUGACUAAGAAUCAUUUUAAUGGAUUUAUUUUAAUUAAUCUUUAUCAUUUGCAAUGGCUAGUUAUAAGUUGGUGUUUGUUUAGGUGGAUAAGUUGAGGACCAGAUUCUCAACAGUGCAAGUGAUCUAGUUCUUCUUUUUUGAGUCUAAAUCACAUUACUGCGCUAUGUGCCAGAGCCUCAAAUCUUUAAAUUUUGUUUCUUUUGGUGAAGAAAACACAUUUCUAAAAAGAAAGUUUGUGUUUUAAAUCGAGAUCUUUGUAUACAACUUUCACCUGAACCCUGUAAAUGCCUUGAUACUAAUUUACAAACUCAACACACUCUAAACGUUCUUUAGAGAGCUUUUAGGAUCGUCGCUUGGGUUGCAAGGCAACAAUUGUUCAACAAUCUCCGUGAAAUGGUAAGGUUAUUUUUU
Messenger RNA from Brassica rapa (field mustard), 1584 nucleotides. RefSeq names its product nucleolar GTP-binding protein 1. The record is from RefSeq and is a predicted model, not a curated record. Lineage: Eukaryota; Viridiplantae; Streptophyta; Magnoliopsida; Brassicales; Brassicaceae.